Messenger RNA from Syngnathoides biaculeatus (alligator pipefish), 2780 nucleotides. It is a transcript of the gene slc17a6a, whose product is annotated as solute carrier family 17 member 6a. The record is from RefSeq and is a predicted model, not a curated record. Lineage: Eukaryota; Metazoa; Chordata; Actinopteri; Syngnathiformes; Syngnathidae. The coding region runs from base 1 to 1749 and encodes 582 amino acids. The transcript is spliced from 12 exons. Gene Ontology annotation, biological process: transmembrane transport; regulation of synapse structure or activity; monoatomic anion transport. Gene Ontology annotation, cellular component: synaptic vesicle membrane; excitatory synapse. Gene Ontology annotation, molecular function: neurotransmitter transmembrane transporter activity; L-glutamate transmembrane transporter activity.
AUGGAGACUGAGAGAAAUGAGGGAGCUGUUCCAAAGACCAAAGAGGGACUAAAACAAAUCGCAGGAAAGGCCCUCGGAAGUCUGUACAGGAGGUUGGAGAAGCGGCAGCAGACGGGCGAGGCCAUCGAGCUGACCGAGGAUGGGCGGCCCCGGGCCGAGCAGGGCCGCAGGGGGCCCCUCUGCGACUGCACGUGUUUCGGACUUCCGCGCAGGUACAUCAUCGCCAUGCUUAGCGGCCUGGGCUUCUGCAUCUCCUUCGGCAUCCGCUGCAAUCUGGGCGUGGCCAUCGUCAGCAUGGUCAACAAUAGCACGGUCCACCAGAACGGCAAGAUCAUCAUUAAGGAGAAAGCGAAAUUUAACUGGGAUCCAGAGACGGUGGGGAUGAUCCACGGCUCCUUCUUCUGGGGUUACAUCGUCACCCAAAUUCCGGGGGGGUAUAUUUCCUCCAGACUGGCUGCUAACAGGGUUUUUGGGGCCGCCAUCGUGCUCACAUCCACGCUGAAUAUGUUCAUCCCCUCUGCGGCUCGCGUGCACUACGGAUGCGUCAUCUUUGUGAGGAUAUUGCAAGGCCUGGUCGAGGGAGUGACUUAUCCAGCGUGUCACGGCAUCUGGAGCAAAUGGGCUCCUCCACUGGAGAGAAGUCGGCUGGCAACCAUCUCUUUCUGCGGAUCCUACGCUGGUGCAGUCAUCGCCAUGCCUCUAGCUGGAAUCUUAGUCCAGUACACAGGGUGGUCAUCCGUCUUCUACGUGUAUGGGACCUUUGGCCUAAUCUGGUACAUGUUCUGGAUCUUGGUGUCCUAUGAGAGCCCGGCCGAGCACCCGACCAUCACGGAGGAGGAGCGCCGUUACAUCGAGGAGAGCAUCGGCGAGAGCGCCCAGCUGAUGGGGGCCAUGGAGAAAUUCAAGACCCCUUGGAGAAAGUUCUUCACCUCCAUGCCCGUCUAUGCAAUUAUUGUGGCAAACUUCUGCAGGAGUUGGACCUUUUAUCUCCUGCUCAUCAGCCAGCCUGCUUACUUUGAAGAAGUGUUUGGCUUUGAAAUAAGCAAGGUCGGAAUUGUGUCAGCGCUCCCCCACCUGGUCAUGACCAUCAUCGUCCCCUUAGGAGGCCAGCUAGCCGACUACCUGCGUACGCACAACAUCAUGUCCACCACCACGGUCCGGAAGAUCAUGAACUGCGGAGGGUUCGGCAUGGAGGCCACCCUCCUCCUGGUGGUGGGUUAUUCUCACAGUAAGGGGAUUGCUAUCUCCUUCUUGGUGCUGGCGGUGGGCUUUAGUGGCUUUGCAAUAUCAGGUUUUAAUGUCAACCAUUUAGACAUCGCUCCACGUUACGCCAGCAUCCUCAUGGGCAUCUCCAAUGGUGUGGGCACCCUGUCCGGGAUGGUCUGCCCCCUCAUCGUGGGAGCCAUGACAAAGAAUAAGACUCGGGAAGAGUGGCAGUACGUCUUCCUGAUUGCCUCCCUGGUGCAUUACGGAGGCGUGGUCUUCUACGGGAUCUUCGCAUCCGGGGAGAAGCAGCCGUGGGCCGACCCGGAGGAGACCAGCGAAGAGAAGUGCGGUUUCAUUGACGAAGACGAGCUGGCCGAAGAGACGGGCGACAUCACGCAGGGUUACGGCACCAUGGGCGGGCCCGCCAAAAGCUACGGGGCCACCGCGCAGCUCAACGGAGGAUGGGUCCAGGACUGGGAUAAGACGGAGGAGUAUGUUCAGGAACCAGCCGGGAAGAUGUACUCAGAGCGAGGCUACUCCUAAGAGCAGAUACUUGUAUGUCUAAUUUCCAUCAAAGAUUGCACAACUGAACAUUAUAGAUAGAUGAAUCCAUUCUGUGUAUUCUAGUUGUACGGCGGUUCCAGUUUUUAAAAGCCAGUGUAAGGGGGAGUCCAUGUUAGAUUCCCGGGCACUUCUCAUCCCAUCUGCAGUCAGCGUAGAGAGGUUGCAAAGAAAGCUGCAGGCCUAUGUUGUAGUCUUAGGCACCCAAACCUCAUCAGUUUACUUGAACAACACGAGCCAGACGACACUGCAGUAGACCAUCAGGCAAGGUCUCUCGCCUAUUGCACUGAAACUACUACAAGAAUUCUAAAAAAAAAAAAAAAUGAAAAAAUCAGAUUAUAUUGUGUUUUAUGUACUGUAUAUACCUGUAUACUGUUUCUGUGAGACUAUUGUGGAUUUGGGUCGUUGAUCUGUGUUUACCAUUGAUAUAAAAAGGCCAUAUUUUUCAUGGACAGUACCUUUUCAGGGAGAUGUCUGCUUGCAAAAAAAGGUCUGGUCCUCCUCCUCCUCCUCGAGCCAGAUCGUAAUACUCUCGAGGACAAAAAUAGGGCGAGUGAACCUUUAGGAUUGUUGUGUGCGUUUCUUGCAUGACUUUGCGCCAAUUGAUGUUGAGAUGCAGCGUUGUCCUCACAUAUCCGCCCGCCAUGAUGGAUGAGAAAAAUAAAACGAUGUGCAAUGAGAUGGUGAGGCGAGACAAAUCACGAGGUCGGUUGUUCGUCGAAGUUUGGUGUGCACUGCAAUAAAAUCCUGUGUAAUGGCUGCUACCCAGCACCUUCUGUUUUUGUAACGUAACACUGGCUUGUCGUGAUGAUCAACGCUGUGUGUUUUGAACAAUUCUACCCAUGUCCCGAGAAUCCAGCUUUAGUGCUCCACGUGCCGAUUUUUGACAGUGAGGAAUGCAGUACUGUACGUGGACGACUCCUUCGGUGUUUCUUGCUUCUUCUCUCCCGAGCUACUUUAUGGACCACAUUCAUUCAUAAGGCGCUUCCAUUUGAAUUUCUUCGCUACUUUGC